Sphaerodactylus townsendi is the source of this 841-nucleotide messenger RNA. RefSeq names its product linkage group 12 C11orf1 homolog (gene CFAP68). Gene Ontology annotation, cellular component: nucleus. Lineage: Eukaryota; Metazoa; Chordata; Lepidosauria; Squamata; Sphaerodactylidae. The coding region runs from base 106 to 576 and encodes 156 amino acids. The transcript is spliced from 4 exons. The record is from RefSeq and is a predicted model, not a curated record.
CUUCUAGUGCGCGACUUGGGUUGCCGUGGCAACCACUGCCCACGCCUGCCCGCCUGGUGGGGAAAGGCACCAGCCCCGCUUCUUUGGCACGGAGCGGUUAAGACCAUGUCCCUGUCGUGUUUCUAUAACCCUCUCUAUGGUUCUUCGUUACCGGCCGACGGCCACGGGGAAGUGUGGGAAGACUGGAACAGCUCCUCCAAGUUCUUCCAGUAUGGCUGGAGGUGCACCACCAACGAAGACUCGUUCUCUAACAAAACUCUGCUGGGUAACUGGAAUCAGGAACGCUAUGACAUUCGGAGAGUCCUGCAGCCAAAACCUCUCCCUUCUCAGUUCAGCCACUACUUCGAGUCCACCUACUCGUCGGAUUAUUCCAAGGAAGUGCCUCGCAGUACUAGAAGAGUUAUACGAGAACCUCACUGGUUCCCUGGCCACCAACCGGAACUGGAGCCUCCUCCAAUCAAGCCAACUGCUCGGUCGUGCUACAUGAUAGACUACGAGCCUCCGCAUGGUAGGAGACCUAUCCUGGUGGCUGAAGAGCAGCCCAAGGAGCCAGAAGAGACUCAGCCAAAGCAGUGAAAAUGGGGAGAGGCCUCAAGACUCCCAGUCUGGAAGGCCCUGCUUGUGUGGUUUGGUUGCUCCCCUCCCCUCUCGUGGCUGGGCUGCUGUCCAAUAGCACAAACUGCAGCUGUAAUUCAAUGGAAGUGUCCCCGAGUGAGAAGGAGAUUCCCAUUCACAGUUGUGGCCCAAAAUCUCUACUUGUUCUUUCACUGUCAUAUUCUGUGAAAAGCUGUCUGACAUCUUAGCUUACUUGUUAUUAAAUAAAGUUCAGUUGGGCACUCAA